Pediculus humanus corporis (human body louse) is the source of this 306-nucleotide messenger RNA. Its product is annotated as gamma-secretase subunit pen-2, putative. Lineage: Eukaryota; Metazoa; Arthropoda; Insecta; Psocodea; Pediculidae. Gene Ontology annotation, cellular component: gamma-secretase complex. Gene Ontology annotation, biological process: Notch receptor processing. The record is from RefSeq and is a predicted model, not a curated record. Bases 1 to 306 code for a protein of 101 amino acids. The transcript has 3 exons.
AUGGAUUUAAGCAAAGUUAAGGACGAUCAAAAGUUGCAUCUUUGCCGUUGGUAUUACAGAGCCGGAUUUGCCUUUUUACCCUUUUUAUGGUGCGUAAAUGCAAUUUGGUUUUUUCAAGAAGCAUUUAAAAAACCGCCAUACGAAGAACAAAAAGAAAUAAAGAAAUAUGUUAUAUGUUCAGCAAUUGGAGCAUUUGUAUGGUGUAUAGUUUUGACAAUUUGGAUUAUAGUUUUUCAAACUAACAGAGCUUACUGGGGUGAAAUGGCUGACAGAAUAUCAUUUAUCAUACCGACUGGUAUUCCUUAA